Messenger RNA from Eufriesea mexicana, 2717 nucleotides. Its product is annotated as synaptic vesicle glycoprotein 2B. The record is from RefSeq and is a predicted model, not a curated record. Gene Ontology annotation, molecular function: transmembrane transporter activity. The coding region runs from base 1 to 1605 and encodes 534 amino acids. The transcript is spliced from 11 exons. NCBI's taxonomy places the organism in Eukaryota, Metazoa, Arthropoda, Insecta, Hymenoptera, Apidae. Gene Ontology annotation, cellular component: membrane. Gene Ontology annotation, biological process: transmembrane transport.
AUGUCGCACAAUCAUAGAAGUAGCAUUAUUUCUGUUGCAGAUAAUGGUAUCAGAGCGAACAAGAGCAAUUUCAAUUUCAGUAAGGAAAAUCGAAAUGACCAGCCAGCAAACUUCGAGACAGCCAUCGCGGUAGCUGGCUGUGGAAAAUUUCAGUAUCUUCUCCUGCUGGCGAUCAUUCCUGUAUCAUGGGCCAGUAGUAUCGACACUUCCAGUAUCGCGAUCAUUCUUCCCGCCGCAGGAUGCGACCUGCAAAUGACAUUCUUCCAGAAGGGCUUCCUGAAUGCCAUCGUAUUCGUAGGAAUGGUUUCCAGCGGCUAUCUAUGGGGCUACAUCGCCGAUGUUAGGGGCAGGAGAGCCGUAUUCCUUUACGGCUAUCUGGCUGAUGGAAUUUGCAAUGUCCUGUCAGGGUUCUCCCAGGACUUCUGGACGCUUGCCUUCUUUAAAUUCCUCAGCGGUUUCAUAGUAAGCGGCCCUCACGCGUCCAUCGUCACCUACACCUCCGAAUUUUACGGAAUCAAGGGAAGAGGGAAGAUCCCGUUGCUCGUCGGCUACUUUGUCACAUGCGGGAACAUCGUGAGUGCAGCACUCGCGUUACUCAUAAUUCCGCAACGCUGGUCCGUCGACCUGUGGGACGGCGCCAUCGUGUACAACUCGUGGAGAAUCUUCCUGUCCUCCUGCGGGGUGCCAAUUCUGAUCGGCCUUGCCUUCCUCUCCUUGUUCCCGGAGAGUCCCAAGUUCCUCAUGUCGCAGGGUCGCAUGGAGGACGCGAUGAAGGUUUUCAAGACGAUUUACAGGAUAAACACCGGCAAACCCGCCGCGGAAUAUCCGAUACAACAUUUAGAAAACGAUCUUCCUAAGGAAGGUUCGGAUGAUAUGGAUCGGGAUGGGAAGAUCGAGAAGAAGGCGAUAUUCUUUUAUCCCUAUUUGUCCCGAAUUCUCUUGGUCACUGUCAUGCAAUUUGGGUCGAUGUACGCAACCAACACGAUUCGCCUGUGGCAACCUCAGCUUUUUACGAUACUGGAAAAUUUUGAUGCGGAAGAUUACGACUUGACAGCGGGACAACAGACGUUUUGCGAAAUCUUGGAUCUCUCCUCUACCUCGGCCAACGCUUCCGCAACAGGCGUAGGAAACGCGAGCUGUGCAAAUCUCCUCGUGGACGAAUCUGUUUACGUGAACACGAUCAUCGUGUAUAUCUUCAGUUCCUUCCCUAUUUUGCUGACUAGUUUCUUAUUGAACAUUUUAAAUCACAAGAUCUUGCUGUACAUUUGUUACGGUAUAUCGUUCGCGUGCAUAGUUUACAUAAACUGGUCGUCCAGUACGCUGAUGACAUUACUGCUGGCGAGCUUGAUCAUCGGAUUGAUGAACACCACCCUGAGCAUCAACGUCGCUGCGACCGUGAUUUUGUUCCCAACUUCCUUAAGGACGAUAGCGGUGAGCCUGGUGAUGCUGGUCGGAAGAAUAGGGUCGAUCGUUGGGAACCUUCUCUUCCCAGUUCUGCUGGCGCAAGGAUGCCUGGCACCGAUGAUCAAGUUGGCGUGCCUGGUGUUACUAUGCAGCAUUCUAACGUGUUUCCUUCCGUUGACCAAGAAGAAGGCCAAGCAGUAAGGAAAGUCUCGUUUCGCAAGCAUCCGCGGAAUCAAUUCAACUUCCAUCCACGCCAGAGCUUCCGAGGCUGGUCCUUCGCUGGAAACCAGCAAAGUUAUCGUCUGGUCGAGGCAGGGGGUUGACUCGGGGAAUUGGGCUAACGUGGAGAAGGCUGGACGGUAUCGGGAAAGGUCGAGGGUCCGAAGAUAAAAUAGAUUUAUACGUGACUGCGUUGCGAUAUUAAGCUCGUCCCGAAGAAGUUGCCAGUGAAGGAGUUUCCACGUACGUACACGCUCCGACCGCGAGUGAUAGAUCGCAUCUCCGGAUAGCCUACAGACCUCGUUCUCCAACGUUAAACCGGGGAAUUAUACCUAUCCUUGAACCGCUGCAGCGUGGUCAAAAUUGCCAAAAGGAAGGGUGAUCUGGAGGAACGAACGCUAUUUGGCGCGACGACGAGGUCGCUGGAACGAAAGUAGCGAGGCGGCAGGAAAAUAGGAUAGAGAGGAGAUCGAUGAAGAAGCAUGGGAGUAUAGGUUAGAACAACGACAGCGGGAAUUACGCAAUGGAAAGGGUGGAUGUUUCCAGCUGGACACUCUUCACGGUCACAUUUUCAGCCGGUGGAUCAGAUCGAUCUCGAUUUAAAACAAUGAUCGAGCGCGUCGAGGACGUACGCGGCGUUCCUCGGUCGGCGUGAACACGAUGCUGCCACGGGGGCCUUGGGUUUCACUUUCGACACAUCCUGGAGAGCCCUCCGCUGCAGCCUUCACCCACAUGCUCGUUCUUCUCGAUCCCCCACGUACAGCGGCUCCGUUCAGCCGGCGUUUCGUGUGGACGCGGCUUUAUCGCGCGCCCGGAAUCUCGACACCUUCGCGGCGGCCACGUUGAUCGAGUAAUUACUCGUGUCCAUAAAAGUUGACGCGAGUAUUACAAUGAGAGAAAGUGGCAGAGAGUCUCGUCGAAUACAGCGUGUACUCAUGGUGUAGCUGUCACACUCCGCCUAGGUAUUUCGUUUUUAAUUUCGUUGCUUUCCCAAGGGAUUCGACCCGAAUGCUUCGCAUACUCGAAUGUACCGGCUGGCGAAUGUGCCGCUGAUCUAUGUGUCGGUUCUCUGUGUCCUUGAUCGAUGGAAUGUU